AUGCCAGACAUCGGUCUGGACAAGACGCGAGUGCGGUAUACCAAUACCGGCGCGCUAUUAAUAGAGGUAGGCGGCCCGGAAAAUAAAACGAAGGCCGACGCGUUGGCUGGACAUCUCCGUGAGAUGCUGCGGGACGGCGCCAGCGUCCGUCGCCCCGUCAAGAUGGCCGAACUCCGAUUCGUUGGGUUGGACGAAUCGGUGACGUCAGGGGAGGUCGCGAAUGUUAUUGCGCAGAUCGGCGAGUGUCCGGUAGAUGAAGUUCGCGUGGGUGUCAUCAAGCCACUGCGCAACGGUCUCGGAAUCGUGUGGGCGCAGUGCCCGUUGGCGGCUGCGAUUAAGGUGUCCAACCAGGGCAAGGUGCGCCUUGGUUGGAUGCUCGUGCGCGCAGAACUAAUGAGGGCAAAGCCGUUACGCUGCUUUCAUUGUCUGGAGGUCGGCCACGUUGCGCGGGGCUGCACACGGCCCGAUCGCACGGCCGUGUGCUUUAGGUGUAGUCAGCCGGGUCAUAGAGCCACGGAUUGCAAAGCUGCAACACCGAGUUGCAUCCUUUGCCGCGAAGCCGGAUUGCCCGCGGAGCAUCGCGUCGGUAGCGCGCAGUGUCAGCCAGUCGUGGCCGACGCGCGAGGGGGGGUCGGAGAGCUGCCCGCCUGCCGGUUCCCGUCCAGCCCGCUAAAUGGACAUUCUGCAGUUUAA
This is a messenger RNA of Ooceraea biroi (clonal raider ant), 693 nucleotides long. RefSeq lists its product as uncharacterized. The record is from RefSeq and is a predicted model, not a curated record. Gene Ontology annotation, molecular function: zinc ion binding; nucleic acid binding. Lineage: Eukaryota; Metazoa; Arthropoda; Insecta; Hymenoptera; Formicidae.